Cetraspora pellucida is the source of this 873-nucleotide messenger RNA. NCBI's taxonomy places the organism in Eukaryota, Fungi, Glomeromycota, Glomeromycetes, Diversisporales, Gigasporaceae. The record is from the annotation of a GenBank genome assembly.
AUGGUUGUUAAUUCAUCUUUUCCCGAAGGGUUGAAUAGUAUUUCUACUUGGGGAUUUUCAGCAUUUGAACCACUUACAUAUAUAUAUUUCAAUAUAGCCUUUAUUAUAAUUGCGUACCCUUUAUAUCGAUUAGUAGCAGGUUUUUUAAAAUGGGAAUUAAACGAAAAAACGCCGAGUAAACAUUAUAGUGAUAUUCUUGCGUGCGUUAGAUAUGGAUUUAUUGUGUUUGUGCUUGGGGGAUAUUCGGAUACUUUCAACUGGAUCACAAUUCUCUCAUUUUAUGUUGCAAUGUAUGGGUUCGGUAGUUUGGCAGAGCUUUCCUUUGCCAAGCAGUCUAUACCAACAUGGCGUAAUUGGGCAGUACAAAUGUGGAUAUUAAUAAUUGUAGCGAUACUUAUAAUUUUGGCAUUUGCAGCUUAUCAUAUUUAUCUAGGAGUGGUUUUCACAGGAGUUGGUCAACUCGGCCAUGAUGGAAUAUUUUUAGCUUGGUAUAUAGGUUGCUUGAUAAUUCCAGUAAUACUAAUUAUAUUUGGCUUAUUAGCUGUUAAAGAACAAAACGAUAGAUAUAUUACAAAGAAAUUGUUAAAGAUUGUAAAUAUAUUGAAUGUAUUUAAAAAGAAGAAAAAAGAUGACGUGGAAACACAAUCGAGCAGUGAUAACAUUGAAAAUUCUGAGCCAACUGCUACUGCUAACAGUGAAGAGAACAUUCAGAUUAAAAACGAACCACAGUCAUAUAGCAAAAAAGUGGAUGUUCAUUUACACCAUUGGCAAAUAUUCUAUUUGCUUGCAUUUUUCACGAGGUUUGAUGAUCCCAUUUCGCGAGUCGCCGCUGGUAUAGUAUUAGGAAUAUAUACACAAGGCAUGAUUGCGUAA